AUGGAUGAAUCAAUUUUAAUGUACUGGGAAUUGCGGUCGUCUUUUCUAAACGAUCUGGAAGUCAACAACAAUUGGUUCAUGAUGAACUUGAACUGGGGCUCUGUGAAGAUACCGUAUUUGCCCAUGACCGCGACCUCCGGGUCCUUACAUAGCGCUUUGAGUGCUUUAUCUGAAAUGUUGGCCACCACAGUCACCAAGGAAGAGAUUUCUGGAGUCAAACGUUGCGAGGUCCAACAGGAGAAGAAGAACGGCAGAUAG
Messenger RNA from Ogataea philodendri, 258 nucleotides. RefSeq lists its product as uncharacterized. NCBI's taxonomy places the organism in Eukaryota, Fungi, Ascomycota, Pichiomycetes, Pichiales, Pichiaceae. The transcript is spliced from 2 exons. The record is from RefSeq and is a predicted model, not a curated record. The coding region runs from base 1 to 258 and encodes 85 amino acids.